AUGCGAGUCAAAUCAAAGGACCAUCGCGUCGCUUUGACCGCCUCUUUUGAUGAUGACGACAGUGUCGAAUCUUGUGAAAAUAACGAUGUCGAUACCCUAUACCCCGACUUGUUGAUUCCUACAGAUAAUACGGAAGGGGAUCUUGAAGAAGAUUGGGAACCACCUCUGGAACUUCACAGUGCCACCGACCUCCACCUUAACCCUAACCCCUUCGCGUCUCCAUCUCACCCGCGACCCAUCACUGCCUCCUCGGCCACCACCGUGGCAACCCCAACCAACCUCGAAUCACCCGAACCAGCUUCUACCAGUGGGGCUCGCGCCACCUCCACCCUCAAAUCCUGA
Molecule: messenger RNA, 342 nt
Organism: Sphenostylis stenocarpa
Lineage: Eukaryota; Viridiplantae; Streptophyta; Magnoliopsida; Fabales; Fabaceae
Source: the annotation of a GenBank genome assembly